This is a messenger RNA of Lodderomyces jiufengensis, 915 nucleotides long. RefSeq names its product Cso99p (gene CSO99). Bases 1 to 915 code for a protein of 304 amino acids. The transcript has a single exon. NCBI's taxonomy places the organism in Eukaryota, Fungi, Ascomycota, Pichiomycetes, Serinales, Debaryomycetaceae. The record is from RefSeq and is a predicted model, not a curated record.
AUGAGUAUACUAGCAAUAUCAACGAUGUCACCACCACAUAAACCAAGAACAACUUUCACAUUACCUUUAAAUAUAAUAUUACAAUUGAAUCAUCUUUUGAAAAAAUCUAUAUUUAGUAGAAAUUUCUAUCAAGAAAUUAACGACAAAGUAUUAUCAAAGUCUUCAACUGUUGAUCAGAACUUGUACUUUUUAUGUUAUUUUGCUUUAUUAGUUUCUUCAAUAUUAAAUAAUAAAUAUAACAUCUUAAACUUUUUGAAUAAACAGAAGUACAAUCUUUUACAAUUACUCAAGAAAUUUGCAAAAACUAUAAAUAUAAAUACAAGUGAUGUAAAAGCAUUCAAUGUCAACCCACCACAACCAAUCCCUGAAUCAGAACAAAAACCAUCAAAAUUAGCAUUCCACUUAAAAAAGAUAAAUUCAUAUUUAGCAGAUGUUAGAAUUUUCAAUAGAUUAACAGAUUCAAUAAAGUAUAUGCCUUGGUUAAUAGAUGAAUGGCAUGGAUUCAACAACCCCAAUGCAAAAUCACCAAGAUUAGAUAGAUUUAUAAACGUUAUCCAAGCUUUGAAUUGUAUAGUUUUAGAGCUUUUUGAAAAUGUUGGUUGGUUAACUGAUCAUGACUGGAUUGGAACUGGUGAUAAUGCAUAUUGGUGUAUUGAAACUUAUAUAUGGUGUUGUAGAGUUUGGGGUGCUUAUUUAUUGAUUGAGAUUAUCGAAAUUAUAAGAAGAGCUCCAAUUAGUGAAUGGAAAACUAAAAGUUGGCAAAUAAAUUUAUUCAAGAAUGUUAUUCAAUUACCAUUGGUUUUACAUUGGUGUUUAAGAGAUGGUUGUUUAACUCCAUUUUGGGUUGGUUUAUGUGGUUGUGGAGCUUCUUGGUGGAAUUUUAAAGAUAUGUGGCUGUCAAUAAAUUUAAAGUAA